AUGUCAUGUUUCUUGAUUAAACAUGCCCCUUUAACAAGUCAAGACUCUACUGGUACUGCCUUUGAUGACAAGAAAGAAGAUGGCAUCUUGAUGAAGGAUUUGUCUAAUUAUAAUAUUCAAGAAGACUCUGGUUCCAAUGAGGAUGCUAUAGAACACUUAUGGGAAACUCUUAGAAACUUAUCUCAAGAACUUACUCGUGGUGUAGUCAACAACAUUGCUUCUGAAAAAUCGACUGCUUUACAAGACGAAGCAAACCGUAUAACUGGAUGUAUCAAGCAACGUAUGGAAAAAGAUUCUAAUGUUCAAGGAUCAGUUGAAGACUUGCUUGACACAUUUGCUUUGGUAGUUGAUUCUAAAGGAUUAAACCUUGAUCAUAGUUGGGGUCGCCUAAUGUCAAUUAGGAUGAAUCGUGAUCAACUACCAUGGUUCAAUGAAACUUUGAAGGGACAUUAUUUAAUUUGGAAAGAAGUACGAUCAAUUGUAAUUAAUACUUAUGCCUCUCAAAACUUAGCUCAAGAAAUCAACAACAUGGAUAAACUCUUGUCACUUAAAGUGCAACCAAAUGAAUCCAUCGAAGCCUUUACGGACCGUUUUCAACGAAUCCGUCGUGCAGCUAAAUGGGAAGAUGUUAUUAGAACUGCUAUUAUAUUCAAACUUGUAGCUAAAGCUAGAAUGAUACUUUCUUCUAAAAUUUGUGCUGAGGAUUCUGGUAUGAUAUAUUCUUCAAGUGCUCGAAAGUCUUUCCCGACUGCUACCCAUGGUUCUCCUGGUAUAUCAUUCGUUUGUAGCCCACAAGCAAGCAAACCUAAUAAUCAAGUCCAUAGAAACAACAGCGCCACUCUUGGUAUUUCGCCAAAGUCUUCUAUGCAAAUUGCUACCAAAACAAAAUAUAAUUGUAUUAUUCAUGAUCGUGACAUACCUCCUUCCCAUAUUAAAGUGAUAUUGCGUGAAGUUAAAUUGUCUAAUACUGAAAAUGAUACUUAUGAAAUUGAGGCAGUAAUCAACCAUAAGGGCACUCCUGGUAAUUACUUAUACCAAGUCAGGUGGGAAAGGUUAUGGCGAAAGCGAUGUUUACUUCCUUCAAAUGAAGCUAGACCUGUCUUUACUAAUAUAAGACUUACUAAUAGUAACAAACGAAAGUAUCAUCGUAACAAUAUGCCUCGAUUAGUACCACUGUUGUCUGGAUUGACUUUAGCAGUAGCCAUCACAUAUAAAUUUAGAAAUGAUAUUUUAAAAGAUCAAGGGGAUAUUAAAAGUCAAGUAGAAGAUGUAAAGUCCAAACUUCAUAAAGCAGUAACUGAAUCAGAAACAUAUAAUAGAACGCCUUCAUAUUUAUCGAAUUCACAAAAAUAUGUAUCAAAUAGACUAGUUCCAUCGGUGAAAAACACAUGGAAUGAACAAAUUAUGAAUGCAGCGCAAUCGUUAGUUAAUAUAGAUAUCCAAAGUAAAGUACAUAGGUUAUGGAAUGAGCAAAUUGUCAAAAAUUUUAAAGAAUUUGUAGUCGACAAAAACGAUAAACAAUAGAAAAAAAUGUUUAUAAAAUAAAUGCAGAUAAUAAUAAUGUAGUUUUACCAUUCCUUAGUGUAUUUAAUCAUAAGUUAUACUAUUAUUGUUUUGAUGGCCCUAUUUUAUAUAUAAAAGAG
Molecule: messenger RNA, 1643 nt
Organism: Cokeromyces recurvatus
Lineage: Eukaryota; Fungi; Mucoromycota; Mucoromycetes; Mucorales; Mucoraceae
Exons: 8
Coding region: 1-1524 (507 amino acids)
Source: RefSeq, a predicted model, not a curated record